GCUACAGGGCACUUUCGAAAAGCGGAACUUGUGUGAAACUAUUCGUGUGGAGUAGUUUACAUGACCGUCUGGUCUAGCUCUACCAGUGGUGGUGGUUGUGGUGGUGUUUCAGUAGUGUAAACACAUGAUGGUUUUGAACCCAUUUCCUUGAAUCCACCAGUAGCCGACACCAGCACCACGGCAAAGUUGAUCGAGAUUUUUCUAAUCCGUAUGAAUGUUAGCCUGAGAUAAUGGGGGACAGGGAAAUAGUUGGCCCUAACACUCGUCAAAGACGGGCGACUUUCUCCAACACAAGACGCGGCUCAUUGAAAACCACAGAUGAAUUUAACGGAGAACUGAGUAAGAAAACCGGGAGAACAGAGAAAGUGAAUCGUAAGGCACAGGCAUCCCAUACGAUUGAAAAUGAAAAGAGUGCAAGGAAAAGAAGUGGGGACAGAUUGAGCUGUCACAAGGUUCAGGAGUCUCUGCUGAGUUCCGCUAGUGAAUUCAAUAACUACAGGGGCAUUCUCAACUGGUGUGUUGUCAUGUUGGUGUUGAGCAACGCACGCCUCUUCCUGGAAAACCUCCUGAGGUAUGGGAUCUUGGCGGACCCUUUCCCGAUUCUCUCCCUGUUCCUGAAGGACCCCUAUAGCUGGCCAGCAGCAUGCCUGGUUAUCGUCUGCAACGUGUUCAUCAUUGUGGCCCUUUACGUGGAGAGACAGCUGGCGAUGGGUUCCAUCAGCGAGCAGUUUGGGAUGUUUAUUCAUUUCCUCAACCUGUCAGUCAUCCUGUGUUUUCCCAUGGCAACAGUUCUGCACUUGCCCUCCAUUACUCCAGUGGGUGGAGCCUUUGCCCUGGGUGUGUACACCAUCCUGCUCCUGAAACUCUACUCCUACAAGGACGUGAACAAGUGGUGUCGAGAGAGGAGACAGGCCAAAGCACGCACUCUCUCCCGGUCACUCUCAUGUCCGUCCUCCCCGACGGUGGGCAGCUCGUCCCAGGCUCAACACGUCUCUUACCCUGGCAACCUCUCCCUGCGAGACCUGUAUUAUUUUGUGUUUGCACCGACACUCUGCUACGAGCUGAACUUCCCUCGAUCUCCACGGAUUCGGAUGGGCUUUCUGCUGCGCAGGCUGUUUGAGAUGCUCCUGCUCACACAGCUGUUGGUUGGUUUAAUACAACAGUGGAUGGUUCCGGUUAUUCAGAGUUCAAUGAAACCAUUGCAGGAAAUGGAUUUUUCUAGAAUGGUGGAACGUCUUCUGAGACUUGCAGUUCCCAACCAUCUGAUCUGGCUCAUCUUCUUCUACUGGUUCUUUCACUCCUCGAUGAACUUCAUGGCGGAGGUGCUGCAGUUCGGGGAUAGGGAGUUCUACAGGGACUGGUGGAAUUCUGAGACGGUCACAUAUUUUUGGCAAAACUGGAAUAUUCCCGUCCAUAAAUGGUGUCUUCGACACUUCUACAAGCCCUUGCUACGGAAAGGUGCCAGCAAAUGGGCCAGCCAGUCUGCCGUCUUCUUCCUCUCUGCCUUCUUUCAUGAGUACCUGGUGAGUGUGCCUCUGAGGAUGUUUCGACUAUGGGCCUUCAUGGGCAUGAUGGCACAGCUUCCGUUGGCUUUUUUUGUGGGACGGUUUCUGAGGGGCAACUAUGGAAACGCUGCCGUCUGGAUGUCGCUCAUCAUUGGCCAGCCGUUUGCAGUCCUCAUGUACGUGCACGACUACUAUGUUCUUCACUAUGAAGACCUACCACCCACCACUGCACAUUAGAGGUCUCACCUUACCUGCCACGCAGUGCAGGAAACACCCGGACACACUGUCUGGGUUACACAUAAGUGCAAUUUUGCUGUGUGCACUGUGUGCUGUGGCACAAUAGGAAUGGGAGUUUCCCAGUGGCAAACAUUUCAGUGACUGAAACUGGAUUAAACUCACACAUCCAAGUUCUUUUUGUCCUGGGAGCAGGAUCCAAGUAACAUCAAAGCUUAAGAAGCACAAAUCAGAAAGCACCCUCCACUUCCUCCAGACUGGUCGGCACAAGACCACCGCAGCCCAUCCGUCCCUUUGCCAGUACUUUCCCGUCCUUUACCAGUACUGCUAUUACUUUGAAGCUUUUAUGAAUCUGGGCAGCUAUUUUCAAUCUUUUUAUCACAUCCAUUCCAUUUGCCAAUUGGGGGGGGGGGUGUAUUCACAUGCUCCAGAAAAAGUUGGGAGCAUGUUUUUCACGUUUGUGUGAAGGAAAGUUAAUACAUAAUUUUGGGUGUAAAUUGUGAGUCCAUCAUGUUGUACACAAUUGUAUCAACAAUACAUUUUCUACUUUACUGUGCUACACUGUAAGUUUGAAUGUGAGAUUUUAAGUCCAGGCAUUGAUUUUAAUAUUUUAAA
This is a messenger RNA of Engraulis encrasicolus (European anchovy), 2354 nucleotides long. It is a transcript of the gene dgat1b, whose product is annotated as diacylglycerol O-acyltransferase 1b. Bases 231 to 1742 code for a protein of 503 amino acids. Gene Ontology annotation, biological process: triglyceride biosynthetic process. NCBI's taxonomy places the organism in Eukaryota, Metazoa, Chordata, Actinopteri, Clupeiformes, Engraulidae. The transcript has 17 exons. Gene Ontology annotation, molecular function: diacylglycerol O-acyltransferase activity. The record is from RefSeq and is a predicted model, not a curated record. Gene Ontology annotation, cellular component: endoplasmic reticulum membrane.